AAAUUAGAAAUCGACGUAUCAAGUCAAGGCUAAUUUUCCUUCACUUAGUUUGUUACAAGUAAAUCAUCCUGAAAGCUCAUAGUCAUAGUCAUAGUCAUAGCCUAUGUACUAUGCAUUAUGUACUAUGUACAUUAAAACUCCAUACGGAUAAAAUAAGUUAGCUCGUAUCGCGUGUCUCCGGCAGUUUACAUACGUGCCUUUACAGUCACCACCACCCUCCCCAUCGUUUUCAUUUCUCCCUAGCCGAUUUAAAGCCGUCUAACCCAGACCGAUUCCAACUCAGCCAACACGAACAGCUUGUAUAUUCGUGACUAUGCCGAUUCGUUUGUUUUUAUCGGUACAAUAAAAAUCGAGACCCAAUAAUCAUUCAGGUCAAAUUUAACUUGUUUUUUUUUUCUAUUCCAUUCAACUGUACCCAAUUCCUAUUUAGUAUUAUUUUUAUUUCAGCUGGUUCUCACAAGCAAUAAAUUUAAUUAUUCAUAAAACAUUAGUGUAGAGGGUAAUCACGGCAGUAAACUAAAUGUAUGAGUGGCACUAUCUACACAUAUGACGAAGGUGCCCUGCGUGCAUUCCGUGAUUAGUUUUCCCAUCACACGUCGUCCUGAGCAACCAUCUUGUUUACAAUAUUUUUAUAUAUAGCAGAGCUUUAAUUAGUUUCAUCAAUAAUUAAAGUUGGAGUAAUGAGUAAAAAUAAUCACGCACACUCGAAUCGACACCUUUAUUUAUAUAUUAUGAUUACGAGAUAACAUAUACAUAUAUAUGUAAUUUUCGGAGCUAAUAGUUUGGUAUACAACAGGUAAAUGCCGACCAGGUGAAAUCAGAGGUCAAGAAAAUAUUUUUGUUCGAUAUUAGGCGAUUGUUGAGUGAGUGAGUAAUUAUGGAGCCGAGGCCUGAUGACCAAGCAGGCAGAGGUGUAUCGCAGCAACUUAACCAAAAUCAACAGAGACCAGCUCCACUAUCGCCAAGGUACCCAAUAAACGAAACUGGUCGUUUAAGCGGGCAACCUCCGCCAAAUCUUCACAGACUCGACAGUCGUACUUCCCUAUCACCAAGCGGUUCUCCACAGUUUCCACCACCGCGUCCACAAUUUCCUCAGCGGCUUCAAAGCCCAGGAACUCCUCCCGGUAACUUUCCACGUCCUCCACAAGGUCUUCAAAGUCCAGGACGAUUUCCUCAUCCGGGAUCUCCAGGAAUCCGUUCUCCAUUUCCAAAUCAACGAUUGCCUUUCAAUCCUCAGAAUCAAAUAAGACCUAGGCCUCCUCUGGAAGCCACCAACUCACAAUUACGUUUUCCUCCACGAAUAGUUACCAACAAUGAAAGCUUAAGGACACCGCGAGAUCUACGACUAGACAAAAUGGAAGAUGAUAAAAAUAAGAGACCAGUUUCACGUGACGGGGACGAAGAAGAUGAUGACGAUGAUGUUGUCAUGGAUGAAAAAGAAGUGAUAAGUUCUACAACGAACAAUGAACCUGAACAGAUUCAAAUGUCUUCAAAGGCUGAAAGUCUUAGUCCUAGUCCAAAACCAAUGACUCCCGUACCAACUCCAAGUCCAAAAGCUGCUACUCCAUCACCAAUCCCUAGUCCAAAAGUUGCAACACCAGUACCAAGUCCUAGUCCAAAAGCUAUAACACCAGAACCAUCUUUCAGUCUAAAAGCUGAAACACCAGUACCAAUUCCUAGUCCAAAAGUUGCAACACCAGUACCAAGUCCUAGUCCAAAAGCUGCAACACCAGAACCAUCUUUCAGUCCAAAAGCUGAGACACCAGUACCAAUUCCUAGUCCAAAAGUUGCAACACCAGUACCAAGUCCUAGUCCAAAAGUUGCAACACCAAUGCAGAGUCCUAGUCCGAAAGUUGCAACACCAGUACCAAGUCCUAGUCCAAAAGCUGUAACACCAGAACCAGUCCUCAGUUCAAAAGCAGCUACACCGGUACCAACUCCUAGUCCAAAAGCAGUUACACCGGUACCAACUAGUCCAAAAGCAGCUACACCGAUACCAAGUCCUAGUCCAAAAGUGGCUACACCGGUACCAAGUCCUAGUCCAAAGACUGCUGCUUCAAUAGAAGAUUUAAAAAAUGAUCAAGAAGAUCAAUCAAGAUCAUCAAGUUCUAGAUCAGUUAAAUCUCCUACCAAAUCAGUAAAUUUACUAGAACCGGGAUCUAGAUCAAUGACGCCUAGUCCUGACAUCAAGGGAUUCGAUAACGGGAAACCUAGAUCACUGACUCCCAAAUCACCAUCUCCGACCCCAGCUCCUGAAUCUCCAUCACCAAAAGCGAUAUCUCCAUUGCCUAAAACUUCACCUCUUCCAUCACCAACUCUAGCUCCCCCUUCCAAGUCUGGGUCUCCAGCGCCAGUGACUCCUGUUCCCUCAUCUCCAAUCGCAACACCUUCAAUCCCAGCAACUCCAGGGACUGCAUCCCCUAAGCCUCCAAUUUCACCCAAAACUCCCGGGACUCCCAAAGAGGACAAAAAGAAAACUACUUUCGCUGAUGACACAAUCCAGGAGUCUGCAAGUGACCAAGUAAAAUUUACGAGAAUUGGGACUCCUGCGGUAAUUGAUAAGCCCGAACCGCCGCAGUGUCCACUUGACACCCCCAAAUCUAUGAAACGGUCAACUUCUGGGCGAUCUAUUAAAUCAGAAGCCAAUGAAAAUGGAACAAGUAAAGCUACAGGAAAUGAACAGCCAACGACAAACGGCGUAGCUGUUUCGCCAACAAAAAAACCGUCAAAACCUAAAACAGUCGGAUCACCCAUCAAAUCUCCAAGCAAAUCUAUUAAAUCAUUACCAAGAACUCCAGAGGCUGGUCCUCCGUCAACUGAUAAAAAAAAAUUGCCGAUGAACAAAGUUCAAGUAGGCGCAGCCCCGUCACCAAAUCUUAAAACAGUUCGUUCAAAAAUAGGAUCCCUGGAGAACGCGAGUUACAAACCAGGAGGUGGUAAAAUAAAAAUUGAAAACAGAAAACUUGAUUUUAGUAACGCCCAACCAAAAAUCGCUGCUAAAAACGACAAAUACACACCCAGUGGCGGCGACAAAAAGAUAACUCAAGUAAAACUACAAUGGAAUGCUAAACCCAAAGUCGGAUCUCUUGAUAACGCGACUUACAAACCCGGCGGCGGUGAUAAAAAAAUAGAAACUAUUAAACUCGAUUUUAAAGACAAGGCUAAACCUAAAGUUGGAUCUAAAGAUAAUGCUAAGCACACACCCGGCGGAGGAACUGUAAAGAGUCCCGUGCCAUCAAUCAGCGAUGGGAAAAAUGGGCUACCCACCUCGGACGAGAAUCUCAACCAGGAAUACUAGAGCUUUUAUUUAGACCACUUGCGACACUUUUCAUUCACGCAUUAAUAAUUUACUUAAUUACAUAAAUAUAUAAACUCAUCAUCAAAUCAAAACAAGACGUUAAGCGACUAAAUUUAUACAAAAAAAAUAAAUAAACAAAUUAAAAAUAAUUAACAUCAUUCAGACGAACCUGCCGCGCUAUUACGCGCUUAUUUUACAAAAUCAUUGCCAUCAAGUCAUCUAACGCACUAAUUGCCGAGGAAAAUAUUUCGAUAUAAUAAUAAUUAUUGCUUGUUAAUUUUUUUUAGAUAAAAAAAAAUCAAUUAAAAAAAUAUAUAUAUAAAUAAAUAUACUGUUAUAAAAAUAUUUGAAUGAAAUUUUUGUCAUGUAUAUAGGAAUUUAUAAUUUGUCGUCACAUCUAAACACUAUGUAAUAAUUGUAAUAAAUAUAUACACAGUUAGAUAUCACUUGUAUCGCUUGAUAAUAAAAUAAUAAUGAUAAUUUUAAUAAUAAUAAUAA
Microplitis mediator is the source of this 3796-nucleotide messenger RNA. It is a transcript of the gene tau, whose product is annotated as nascent polypeptide-associated complex subunit alpha, muscle-specific form. Gene Ontology annotation, biological process: microtubule cytoskeleton organization; neuron projection development. Bases 878 to 3298 code for a protein of 806 amino acids. The record is from RefSeq and is a predicted model, not a curated record. Gene Ontology annotation, molecular function: microtubule binding. Gene Ontology annotation, cellular component: neuron projection. The transcript has 7 exons. NCBI's taxonomy places the organism in Eukaryota, Metazoa, Arthropoda, Insecta, Hymenoptera, Braconidae.